Messenger RNA from Esox lucius (northern pike), 1691 nucleotides. RefSeq lists its product as uncharacterized. Bases 302 to 1252 code for a protein of 316 amino acids. The transcript has 2 exons. Lineage: Eukaryota; Metazoa; Chordata; Actinopteri; Esociformes; Esocidae. The record is from RefSeq and is a predicted model, not a curated record.
AAAGAUUUAGGCAGAGUAGUGUAGGGACUACUGAUCAAUGUGUUCUGGCUCCUCUUACUAAGGUGGAUGUGGAUCUGGAUUGCCCUCCGUCUGGCGGCCCUCCUUCAUAUUCUGCUGCCUCACCACGAAGGUCCACAGCAGAUCCUGAACCACAAACAGAAAAGUCGCCGAAAAUGUUGCGAGUCCCACUCCUGUCCGGAAGAUUUAUCCUUCACUCGCGGCCGACUUUUGUGCGACAUCCCCAAUUGCUUGGAGGACCAGGAGCGUCACGUCGUCUGAGAAGCCUGAAGGUCAUUUCCCGAUGGUAGAAGUUGCUAAUCCAUCCGUGGGAGGUGAAGAACAUGGGCCCUCUACUAUUUUCGUCUACCGGCCAUGGUCGCCUGCCGACCUUAAAGACGUGGCCGUCUCACAACCCAACCCGGAUUUGGAAGGAGGAGAAGAAUUCAAUCGUGUUUUUCUCCAGAUGCUUGAACAAUAUAGACCAAAUAUAGUUGAAAUCGAAAUGGUAAUGAUGAAAGCUCUAAGGCUCAGGUGGGGAAGGGUGAAAGGAGACUGGCCCGUGCAGAAUGGCCCGUAUAAUUGGGGUGCUGGUUCUCAAUACAGGAUAACCAUCAUGGCGCUGUGUGGACGGAUAGGUGCCUUUUUCCUGAGACGGAUGAACUGGGAGAAAAUUUCUGUCUGCAAACAGAAGCUGGGGGAAAGAGUCACAGACUAUCGUAACAGACUUGAGAAAGAAUUUGAAAUUCACAGCGGGAUGGACAGAAAACCAGACGGGGCUAAUGAUUCUCCCUGGGAACAACAGUGUAAGAUAAGACUGGUGGCUGGGUUGCUCCCAGAUUUGCGGAAACAUGUAAAAGAGCACUGCGUGGCCUUGGACGAGGGCCGCAUAGAAAUCGUUUGGCCGUAUAUCAAUAACGCCGAAAGAGUCUACGAGGGCCGAGAAGAUAAGAAAAAAGACGACAGGGAAAAGCGUGAAACGAGACUACAGAUGGCCCAAAUAGGUUUCUACAACGGCUAUGACCAGAGAGGCCGAGGACGUGGUAGAGCUAGAGGACGGGCACCGAUUCGAGGCAGAGGACGAGGUUAUGUUAACCGCUCAAAGUCGGACAAUGCCUGCCUCCGUUAUGGUUCCCUUGAACAUUGGAUUCGCGAGUGUCCUGAAAAGGACCCAAGAGAGGAUGGACGAAUGAAUAGGGACAAUUUUAAUUCCAGUGGAUUUACAGUGAACAACCCAAGGGUGAGGGGGUAUUGACGGUCAGGCGGGGCGGUCCAGAGCACAUCAGCCGGUUCUGAACAACAUCCACAGGAGUGUGAGAGCUGCUCUACCAACUCCCAUUGAAGGCCCACUGCACGACAUCAAGCCUGGAGACUGGGUUGUCAACAAGGACUGCAAGAGAAAGCACUGGAGCAAGCCACGCUGGUUGGGUCCAUACCAAGUUCAACUGGUCACUCAGUCUGCGGUCAAAGUUGCUGAACGAGGUACCUGGGUCCACGCCACGCACUGUAAGAAGGCUCCAGCAUUAGAAGAUACGGCGAAAGAAUAGGUAAACUGAAGUUACCUAAGGGCGGCGUGGGUUGUGGUGCUAGUAACUAACAACUCCAACUCAUCCUGCGAUCAUGGAGCCAGAGAGACAAGGACCAUGGAACCCCUUCAGGAGGUCUGGAGGAAUGAGAUGCACCAUCGGGUGCCU